GAGUAGAAAGCAGAUAGCAGCCAAAGGCGAGAGAGAGAGAGAGAGAGAGAGAGAGAGAGAGAGAGAGAUGGAAAGGAACUGCUUCUCCCGGCGACCGGCGGUGUCAGAGGAGCGUAGAGGAUCGGCGGCGCGGGGUAAGGACCGAGCUUUCAGAGGAGUAAGGAUGAGAAAGUGGGGAAAGUGGGUGGCCGAGAUAAGAGAACCCAACAAACGUUCAAGGAUAUGGCUAGGCUCCUACUCCUCUCCGGUCGCCGCUGCCAGGGCUUACGAUACCGCUGUCUACCUCCUUAGAGGCCGCUCCGCACUCCUCAACUUUCCCGACGAACUCGCCGCCGACGAGUCCGGUGAAGCCAAUACCGCUCUCUCAGCUGCUUCAAUCAGAAAGAAAGCCGCCGAGGUUGGGGCUCGCGUCGAUGCCCUCCAGCAGCAGAAGCAACAAGCGCCGCCGCUACCUCCACCACCACGCCCUCGUCCUGAUCUCAACGAGCAGCCUAGCCCUGAAACUACAGAGGAAGAAGUAAUCUCUUCUGCAUAGUUUUUCUAUUUUGGAUCUUUUUUUAAGCUCAGAUUUGAGCAUAAGUGGAUUCGGGGAAGGGAAGAAAAAAGCCGGCGAGAGGCGAGAGGCGAGAGGAGAGUGAAGAAGCGUCGCUAUUGCUCGAGAUAGCCGAAGUCGCUGUUGCUUGGCGCGCGCGGGCAGGUGACUGGCCGACCGACGCAAGUGGCGGUCCCUCCCUUUUCUUCUCUGCUUUCUCAGAGUUCUUUGUAAGGAAAAAAAAAGAAGGGAAAAGGUAAACGAUCUUUAAGUGUCCGUUUGGUUUGAAGGAUUUGAAGGUAACGGAGAUCGAAUUUUAUUCAAA
This is a messenger RNA of Dendrobium catenatum, 857 nucleotides long. Its product is annotated as ethylene-responsive transcription factor RAP2-1. The transcript has a single exon. Gene Ontology annotation, biological process: regulation of DNA-templated transcription. The coding region runs from base 68 to 535 and encodes 155 amino acids. NCBI's taxonomy places the organism in Eukaryota, Viridiplantae, Streptophyta, Magnoliopsida, Asparagales, Orchidaceae. The record is from RefSeq and is a predicted model, not a curated record. Gene Ontology annotation, molecular function: DNA-binding transcription factor activity; DNA binding.